AUGCCGCUCCCUCAACCGAGCAACUCACGGUCGCGGCCAUCGACUGCAGCUGGAGCAUUUCCCCGCCAUUCGAUGGCCCCCAACCGCCUGUCGACCGCCACGGGCAGCAUCAAGCCAAGACAACACGCACACUUGCAGUCGCAAUUAGCGCAGUUACAAGCAAACCUUGCAGACACGGAGAACCUGCUCCGGAUGACUGCUGUCCAGGCAAACUUUAUCGCCGAGCUCGGUGGAUGGACUGGUGGAUUAUUCAUGGCCGCGAGCAAAGUCCUCGGCGAAGAAACCGCUGCCGCUGCCUCUGCUGCCGCCGCUCACCAGUACCAGUACCAAGCCCAGUACCAAGCCCAAGUUCAGCGCGAUCAGCAGGAGCACGAGCAGGAGCAGGAACACGAACAGCACUUGACUGAAGAUGAACAAUAG
This is a messenger RNA of Xylona heveae TC161, 420 nucleotides long. RefSeq lists its product as hypothetical. The transcript is spliced from 3 exons. The record is from RefSeq and is a predicted model, not a curated record. Gene Ontology annotation, biological process: attachment of spindle microtubules to kinetochore. NCBI's taxonomy places the organism in Eukaryota, Fungi, Ascomycota, Xylonomycetes, Xylonales, Xylonaceae. Gene Ontology annotation, cellular component: DASH complex. The coding region runs from base 1 to 420 and encodes 139 amino acids.